AUUCGAAAUCACGUUUUCUCUGUCCUUUAUCUACUGCCCCGACUGCUUCUCCUACCUCCACCCCCCCCGUGCGCUGGCUCCGCGCUCCUCCUGCAGAUCCUCCUCCGUCGCCUCAACUCGCCCGCCUCUGGGUCUCGCUGCGCUACCCAAACCCCACUCCAAGCGCCCCCGCCUCCACCGCGAGGUCCUCAACGGCAUCUUCCUCCAGCAGACCCACGGCAGGCCGGAGUGCUGCGCGCCGUGCUCCGGCGCUCCGGCGAGGCACCCGUGCCGUGCGGCGGGCUGUCCGGCCCGACUGGUCUGAGCCCGACGUGGCCCGAGGCCCGACCCGGCCCAUGCAACAGCGUUCUUCGUCUCCCUCGAUCUCCACUCUCCACCAGUCCGCUUUUUCGCUCUCCUUCCCCCCCGCCCCCACCCCCAACCCCCGUGUCGUGUCCGUCCACCCACCACCAACCCACCCACACCCACGCGCAUCACAUCUUCAUCGCAAGCUAGGUAGGCCAGAUCCAAAUCACAAGGCCGCCCGGCGUGGAGCAGUAGAGUUUCGCCAAUGCCAGGGAGCGUGCCGCUGGCGCUGGGGCUGGACACUGUAGGGCUGCAGGUCCCGUGGUACUUCCGUUGCCCAAUCUCGCUGGAGCUCAUGCAGGACCCCGUCACCGUGGCGACCGGGCAGACCUACGACCGUGCCAGCAUCGAGUCAUGGGUCGCCACGGGGAACACCACCUGCCCCGUCACCCGCGCGCCGCUCGCCGACUUCACGCUCAUCCCCAACCACACCCUGCGCCGCCUCAUCCAAGAAUGGUGCGUCGCGCACCGAUCCCUCGGCGUCGAGCGCAUCCCCACGCCCAAGCAGCCGGCCGACCCGGACCUCAUCCGCUCCCUCAUCGCUCAGGGCCCUGGCCUCCCCGUGCUCAAGAAGCUCAGGGCGCUCGCCAGGGAGUCUGACAAGAACAGGCUCGUCAUGGCCACGCACGAGACCAGGGCGGCUCUCGUGGAAAUGGCGUUCGGGGGCAGCGCUGAGGAGGCUCAGGCGGAGGCCAUGGCGGUCCUCGCCCUCGUAGGGAUGGGGGAGGCGGAAGCUGUGGACGUGGUGGGCAGGGAAGACAGGGUCACCAGGCUUGCCAAAGUUCUUGGCAGCCAGGGGACGACCUUGGAGGCCAAGGUUAAUGCAGGUGCCGUCGUGGAGGCAGCUGCUGCGGUGUCGGGGGCUGAGGCCAGGGUGGUGCUUGGCGCAGCUGAUGGAGUCAUUGAAGGCCUGGUCGCGCUGGUGGACGAGAAGGCCAAUGCCCGUGCCGUGCGCGUCGGGAUCCGAGGCCUCUUUGCUCUCUGCCUGGCCAAGGAGAACAGGCAGCGCGCUGUAUCGGCUGGUGCCGCAUCGGCUCUGGCCCGGCGAGUGGCGGAGGGUGGCUGCGCUGGCGAGCUGGAGCGCGCGCUGGCAGCGGUGGAGCGGCUGUCCCGGACAGACGGUGGCCGCGAGGCGGUUGUCUCUGGCGCUGGAGGUGGCGCCGCGGUGGUGAUCGCGCUAGUGCGCGCCAUGUCAGGGCGUGCGGCUGAGCAUGCUGCGGGCGCGUUGGUGGCCGUGGUGGGCGGGUCUGAGGUGCUGCAGCUGGAAGCCGUCCGAGCUGGUGCCAUGAGUCAGCUGCUCAUGAUGGUGCAGGGCGGCUGCUCGGAGCGUGCCAAACGCAAGGCGCAGCACCUCCUGAAGCUGCUCCGGUCCGCUUGGCCGACCACCGACUCCAUGGCCAACUCGGAUGAUUUCCUCCGACCAUACUAACCCUGCAUUUCAUCCCCUUUCUGAAUCCGAACCACCACGGCACUAGGGCGGGGUGGGGGUGCCUGUAUGUAACGGUGGUAGUAGGAUCAUCGGAGAAUUUUUCUCCCCUAAAGAAAAUUUCAUGAGGCUAGGGCCGGGCAGGGGUGCCUGUAUGUAACGGUGGUAGUAUGAUUUGGUUGACACUUGCAGUAGAAAUUCAUGUUUAAAAAGUGUACAUAUACAUAUGUACCUUGUUUAAUUCUAGACUUCAACUUCCACUCUGUGAUGCAAAGUAAUUUCUUGGUACCAUGUAUCCUUUGAUCGCUUGAGAUAACAAGAAAAAAAGAGCUGCAUUACUAUUUGGUUUUUA
Molecule: messenger RNA, 2123 nt
Organism: Hordeum vulgare subsp. vulgare (domesticated barley)
Lineage: Eukaryota; Viridiplantae; Streptophyta; Magnoliopsida; Poales; Poaceae
Product: U-box domain-containing protein 26-like
Exons: 1
Coding region: 551-1774 (407 amino acids)
Biological process (GO): protein ubiquitination
Molecular function (GO): ubiquitin protein ligase activity
Source: RefSeq, a predicted model, not a curated record